Molecule: messenger RNA, 1103 nt
Organism: Arachis ipaensis
Lineage: Eukaryota; Viridiplantae; Streptophyta; Magnoliopsida; Fabales; Fabaceae
Source: RefSeq, a predicted model, not a curated record
AAGUUAGAGCAUAUCAAAAUUCUGUUAGAGAUUUAUUCUAUUGUCAAUUUGACUCGGCAAAAAACAACAGCCAUUAACAAAUUUCACUUACUCUUUCACCCAACACUAUGGAUGUGUAUUUUGAUAUCCAAAGAGGGAGAACCUUCUGCAUUGAAAUUGGAUACUUCGACAGUGUUCUUGAGAUCAAAGAAAAGGUGCACAAGUAUCAAGGCAUUCCCAUUGCAAAACAAACUCUCAUUUUCAACGGCCAUAUUCUCCAAGACGAUGGCGACGUUUGGAAGUACGACAUUCUUAACAAUUCGCACAUCCAACUCGUCGUCGCGGACUCAGACAAGUCGCCCAUUGCUGGUAUGAUCAAGAUCGAAGAUGUACCAGCAAUAAUGAGCGACUUGUCUCCCGCUGUCAUCAAGGUCCAUCUCAAUUUGAAAAUCGCUUCAUUUAAAGCACACGUUCCCGUGGAAAUGAACGUAACCGACACCGUUUUGAAACUGAAAGAAAAGAUUCAAGAAAUGGAAGGUGUAUCGACAAACAAGAUUCUCUUACAUGCAACAGGAACAGAAUUACACGAUCAUCAGCUACUGAAAGAUUGUGACAUUUCAGACAAGUCUGAAAUUGACGUGAGUCUGAGACCAUCGCCUACAACUUCAGCUGUGGCUAGUAGCCGCGGCAGCGGUAGUGGCAGUGCUUCGAAGAAGCUCAAGCUAAUGGUGUUGCCAAAUACAGAGACCAAUAAGAUACCUGUGGAAGUGAAUGCAUCGGAUAACGUUAGAGAGUUAAGGAAAGAAUUGCAAAAGUUGCAUCAGAAUUUGCAAUUUCAUUUACCACAAGAAGGUUAUUUCUUCAUUUACAAGCAGAAUGUUAUGGAUGACAAUAUGUCUUUUCGAUCGCACCAUGUUGUUCAAGGUGAUACCAUUGAAAUUUUCAAUGGUAGUGUCACCGGUGGUUCGUGCCUUGGAUGGGAACUAUGGUAUUUUUCCCUGGUUUUCCCAUUUGUUAACAAUCUUAAGAGAGUUGUUCUUAUCUUAACAGAGAAGGAGGGACUUUUUAGUUUGACAUGUUGCAAUGUAAUGUUUGUUUCUCUCUCAUUUUCUUUAAUCAACUAG